CGACAGGCGAUGAACCAAGCCAGCCUCGCGUUCCGCUACACCGAGGCAACCGCUGCGCCAGGAAGCGCCGACGACCUCGUGCUGCGCUGGGCGUCCGACGACCUCGUGCUGCGCUGGGCGUCCGACGACUGCUACAAGUGCACGCCGCUGCCGCUGCGUCCCGCCGGGUGCGCACCGACCAACGCGUCUUGCGUCGCCCUGUCGCCCAACACCAACUACACGUUUCACGUCGACGCCAAGUUUUCCAUGAUCUUGGAGCUCUAUGGCGACAACCGCUCGGUACGUGCAGGCUGCAAUCAUGGCUUCUCGCUCAUGCGUUGCGCGGGUCUGGCGCAGUUGCAAGUCGACUCUGGCGACGUCCACGUGUCCAUCGAGCUCGUGCGUGCAGGGGCGACGUCGCUCUUGCUCCCGAUUCUCGUGGGUCUUCUCGGCCUCUGGAUCGUUAGCGGUCCUGUCCGGUUCUUUUGGGCCAAACACCUCGCCUCUCUGCGUGAUGAAGACGACGACGAGAACGACGACAAGCAGCCGCUCCUCGAGCCGGCACGACCCGCCAAUAGGCCGCCCCGCGUCGUCUGCCUCGACGUCUUCCGCGGGAUUACGAUCUUCACCAUGAUCUUUGUCAACUAUGGUGGUGGCGACUACUGGUACUUCAACCACAGCACGUGGAAUGGCCUCACCGUCGCCGACCUCUGCUUUCCCUGGUUUGCAUGGAUUAUGGGUGCGACCAUGGCGAUCGGCCUCGUCAAGAAGCUGGGCAACCCCGCGGCCUUUGCUCGCACCGUGACGCUGCGCAGUGCCAAGCUCUUUGCGCUCGGUCUCUUCCUCAACAACGGCUUUGACCUCGCCCAUUGGCGCAUUCCCGGGGUGCUGCAGUCGUUUGGGGUAGCGUACUGGAUCGUGGCCAUGGUGCUGCUGCUCGCGUCGUCGCUCUCGACCGAUCCCCGACGCCAGAUGCUCCUGCAGUGGCUGGUCAUGCUCCUCAUCGUGGCAGUCCAGAGCGUCCUCGUCUUCCUGUUGCCGGUCCGAGGGUGUCCGACGGGGUACCUCGGCGCCGGUGGCAUUGGCGACGACGGGCGCUACCCCAACUGCACUGGCGGGGCCCACAAGGCCGUGGACGUCUUCCUCUUUGGCGACAACCACAUCUUUCAGAGCCCGACGACCAAGGACGUGUACCACACCGGCGCGUUUGACCCCGAAGGCGCGCUCAACUGGCUCAUGGUGGCCUUCACGACCUUCCUCGGGUUCCAAGUCGCGACGGCCUUUCUCGCUGACGCGUCGCUCGUCUACUCGCAACGCGCGCUGCGUCUCGUGCUCCUGAGCCUUUGUCUCGGCCUCGGAGCGCUCGUGCUCUCCCAAGGCCAACUCAACGACGGCUGGGUGCCACUCAACAAGAACCUCUGGAGCCUCUCCUUCGUGCUCGGGACGUCGAGCCUCGCAAGUCUCCUUCUGCUCUACCUCUUUCUUGCUGUCGACACGUUCAAGCUAUGGACGGGCGCCCCGUUCCUCCAAGCAGGCAUGAACCCCAUCGUUCUCUACCUCGGUCACGAGUUGCUCCAAGAUCACUUUCCCUUUGGCUUCAAGCACGAUGUCGAGCCAACGCACACGCUCUCGAUGCUCUCGGCGCUCCUCGGUGCUCUCAGCUGGAUCGGCGUUGCGCUGCUCCUCCAUCGCCGCCAGGUCUUUCUCACCGUCUAGUUAGUACCGGUAGUACUUGUUGAAUUACGACACGAUGUAACACUGCGCCGAGAGCUGGCGGCACGCGACCUUGUGGCC
Saprolegnia parasitica CBS 223.65 is the source of this 1773-nucleotide messenger RNA. RefSeq lists its product as hypothetical. The record is from RefSeq and is a predicted model, not a curated record. The transcript is spliced from 8 exons. Bases 10 to 1695 code for a protein of 561 amino acids. Lineage: Eukaryota; Oomycota; Saprolegniomycetes; Saprolegniales; Saprolegniaceae.